AAAUGGAAAAUAAAUAAAAAGGAUGAACACGAACGGUGAAGUGGUCACCAUUUUCAUUGGUCAAGCUGGAACUCAAGUGGCAAGUGCUUGUUGGGAAUUAUUCUGCCUUGAACAUGGUCUGAGACCUGAUGGUUUUCUUCAACGGGGAUACAGUCCUAUCGACGAAUGUUAUCAUACGUUCUUUGGACCCACCCAGACAGGAAAAUAUUCGCCUCGUACUGUGAUAGUGGAUUUAGAACCAAGUGUGGUGGACGAGAUCAGAAUAGGUGUUUACAGAAAUCUUUUUGAUCCUUCAUCAUUAAUAACUGGGAAGGAAGAUGCAGCGAAUAAUUUUGCAAGAGGAUAUUAUUCGAUCGGCAGAGAGAUAAUCGAUCUUGUUCUAGAUCGUAUUCAAUCCACCUGCGAAGCUUGUACUCGAUUAACCGGAUUCAUUGUUUUCAGAUCCUUUGGUGGUGGGACUGGUAGCGGGUUAACUACUUUAUUGCUAGAAUAUCUCAACAGAGAUUAUAGUAAAAAAUUAAAAUUAGAUUUCGCCGUUUAUCCAGCACCAAACAUAUCCACGGCAAUCGUCGAAUCUUAUAAUUCCAUAUUGACAACUCAUGGGACUUUAGAUCAUGAGGAUUGUUGUUUCAUCGUAGAUAAUGAAGCUUUAUACGAUAUUUGUGCGAGGAAUUUGAAUGUGAAGAAUCCAACUUAUACGAAUCUCAAUCGAUUGCAAGCUCAAAUAGUAUCGAGCGUAACAGCGUCAAUGAGAUUCGAAGGAUCUGUUAACGUUAGCUUAGAGGAGUUGCAGACGAAUUUAGUACCCUUUCCAAGAAUUCACUUUCCUUUGGUAACUUACGCUCCUAUAACGACACCUGAAAGAGCAAUUAAUACAUUGAUGUCCGUUAAACGAAUUACAUACGAUUGUUUCGAGCCUGCCAAUCAAAUGGUCAAAUGCGAUCCUCGUACGGGUGCUUACAUAAGUUGCUGUUUGCUUUACCGCGGCGACGUAAGCCCAAGUGAUGUUAAUAAGACCAUUGCUAGUUUAAAGGGUAAAAGGUUCAUACAAUUUGUUAGUUGGAACCCAACAGGAUUUAAGGUAGGAAUCAAUUAUCAACCGUCCACGACGGUUCCUGGCGGUGAUUUAGCCUAUUCCGAAAGAACUGUAGCAAUGUUAUGUAAUAACACUGCAAUCCGACACGCUUGGACGAAAAUUGGACGGAAAUUUGACUUGAUGUAUCGGAAAAGAGCUUUUGUCCAUCACUACGUUGGUGAAGGUAUGGAAGAAAAAGUCUUUCAAGACGCUAUAGAUGAUACUGCUGCGCUUAUCGAGGACUACAAAGAAGUCGAGUCAUAAUAGCUCAUAAUAGCUCAUAAUUAAUGAAUAAAUAGCUAAAAUAUAUUCAAUUUUCAUCCAGUUGAAUAAUUUAUUUGUGCGAAUAUUUUCAAGUACAAACUUGCGUCCUUAUUUCACAUUCUUCUGAUCUCGCUUGUACCUGCAUAUAUUUUUAACUCUUUCUUCACAAAAG
Polistes dominula (European paper wasp) is the source of this 1511-nucleotide messenger RNA. Its product is annotated as tubulin alpha chain-like. Lineage: Eukaryota; Metazoa; Arthropoda; Insecta; Hymenoptera; Vespidae. Gene Ontology annotation, molecular function: GTP binding; structural constituent of cytoskeleton. Gene Ontology annotation, cellular component: microtubule. Gene Ontology annotation, biological process: microtubule-based process. The record is from RefSeq and is a predicted model, not a curated record.